Phragmites australis (common reed) is the source of this 804-nucleotide messenger RNA. RefSeq lists its product as uncharacterized. The record is from RefSeq and is a predicted model, not a curated record. Bases 1 to 804 code for a protein of 267 amino acids. The transcript is spliced from 4 exons. Lineage: Eukaryota; Viridiplantae; Streptophyta; Magnoliopsida; Poales; Poaceae.
AUGGCGGCGGAGCCGGGGCCAGCGGACACGGUGGCGGAGACGGGGCUGACGGACGCGGUGGCGGUGCCGGGGCCGACGGACGCGGCGGCAGAGCCGGGGCCGACGGACGCGGCGGCAGAGCCGGUGCCGGCGGACACGACGGCCUUGCUGGGGCCGGCGGAUGCGGCAGACGAGAUGGGGCCGGCGGAUGCAGUGGCCGAGACAGAGACGCGGCUGCCGCCCGAGCGCCCGGAGCCGUCUGAACCCGCCCCAAGCGUGCCGAGCACGGGCGCCCGGGAGGUGUUCGGGCGGCUGGAGGCGGCUCUAGCAGAGGAGAUGGUGCGGCGAGAGGCGGAGCGCGCCGCUCUAGCCACGGAAAGAGCGCAGCUCGCCGCGGCACGUGUCGCUAACGAGGAUGAGCGGCGCGCCACGGAGGAGGGCCGAAAGGCCUUGGAGGAGGCCCGCGCCGAGGUCGCGCGGGAGCGGAAGGAUUUGGAGGAUACCCACGCGGAGGACGUCGAUGGGGAGCUCCAAAGCCGGGAGGAAGACAUCGCGAUCCGGGAGACCGACGCCGAGAUAACGGUGGAGGAGUUGGGCGCCUGGGAGGAUCUGCUGGCCCGCCGGGAGUCGGAGGCUACCGAGACGGCGGCGGCCGCUGCUGCUAGGGAGGAGCAGAUCACCAAGUCCGAGGCGGAGCUGGCCGCCCGCGAGCAGGCCUUGUCCGUCCUGGCGGGGCAGCGGUCCGUGGCGGCGGUCGGGCUCAGGCAACUCAUCGUGGAGACGAAGGGGGGAGGCCCUGGCCGGUAUGCCCUAGGCUUCCAGUAG